Messenger RNA from Candidozyma pseudohaemuli, 711 nucleotides. RefSeq names its product ESCRT-II subunit protein (gene VPS22). The record is from RefSeq and is a predicted model, not a curated record. The transcript has a single exon. Gene Ontology annotation, biological process: protein transport to vacuole involved in ubiquitin-dependent protein catabolic process via the multivesicular body sorting pathway. Bases 1 to 711 code for a protein of 236 amino acids. Gene Ontology annotation, cellular component: ESCRT II complex. NCBI's taxonomy places the organism in Eukaryota, Fungi, Ascomycota, Pichiomycetes, Serinales, Metschnikowiaceae.
AUGUCCCGCUUGACUUCUGAUAGGGAUGCAUACUCAAAGCUAGGGCAAUCGAUCAGUCAAAAACAUGCCGAUGAGCUCUCUGCUCAACUAUCCGUCUUUCAAUCUGUUGUGGUCAAUUUUGCCGUAGACCAUAGCAGCAACAUCAGAUCAAAUCCUGAAUUCCGAUCCAAAUUCACCAGCAUCUGCCUGCUGAUAGGAAUUGAUGCCUUGGAGCUUCUAAUACUCUUGGAGCUGCGGCUGAAGAAGAAGGACAACUACUUCUGUGGUCUAGCGAUAAAAAUAGUGGAGAUAUGCCACCAGACCCGUGACAUCAACGGAGGUCUUAUCUCAAUGAAGGAACUACGCUCGCGUAUGGAAGAUUGCAACAGUGUUCCACUUAAAGUAGCAGAAGACGAUGUCGUGAAAGCACUCAAUGUCCUCAAUGGUUUGGGUGAGGGAUUUGAGCUACUUACGAUCAAUAAGAAGAGGUGGGUGAGACACAUUACUUCAUCGGGCAAGAACAGCAUCUCUUCUGACCAACAAAAGGUUUACGAAUUGUGUGAGUUCAUGGGAGGUUUCGUUACUGUGCGGCUACUACGUGAUAACUAUGGUUGGGAUAAAGUUCGUCUGAAAACCGUGAUUGAUGAGAUGAUCAUGAACGGGUUCUUAUGGAUAGACUCGCAAGGCCCUAAUGAAACGCAGUACUGGGAACCUUCAUGGAUAUCGAAAUAA